AUGUCCUCCCCCUCCCAAUCCCAUUGGGACGUGUUAACAGCGGCGGCUAAAGAAAAUAACGUCACUGCCCUAUACAAAUCAAUCCAAGACGACCCAGAGAUCCUAAAGAAAAUCAAUGAUAUCCCAUUCGUGGAUACCCCACUGCACGUGGCCGCAGCAAAUGGCAACACCCUUUUCGCCGUGGAAACCAUGGCCAUAAUGCCAUCUUUUUGCAAGAAAUUCAACAGCGAAGGCCUAAGCCCCUUACACAUGGCCCUCCAAAAUGGCCACCUCAAAACCGCUGGCCAUAUGGUAAAACUGGACAGCGGGCUGGUUCGGGUGGGCGGCAGGGGAAAGAUGACGCCGAUGCACUACUUGGUCUCCGUGAGUAACGAUGAUGACGCCAAGAAACUGGAGCUGUUGAUUGAUUUCCUCACGGCGUGCCCUGAAGCUGUUAAGGAUGUCACGGUUGAUUGCAAAACCCCAAUGCAUGUGGCAAUUGAGUCAAGGAGUUUUGACGCUUUCGGAGUGAUGUUUGGUUGGCUUUGGAGGACUGGUAACAUCAAUCUUUUAUACAUGGAAGAUAUCAACGGCAACACUGCACUUCUUCUGGCUGCACAACACUCCAUUAACUUUCCUGAUGAGGCAUCAUCAUACGCCAUUUAUACACACUUCUCUACUGCAGGGAUAUUUAUAGUUUUUGGUGGUAAGCGCUUGGAUCAUAUCAGAGCCAGAGUAAAAACUGUCCAGUUAAGACUGCUAGCAAGUGCUGGGAGCGAGGGUUUAAGACUUGAGUCAGGUGUAGAGAGGCCAAAAAUAAUCCGAAAAGCAUUCAAAAAAAUCAGAGAGAACAGUAAAGAAAUAAUAGCCAACGCAAAGGGAAAGGAGGGAAUAAAUCGCCUCAAAUUCUUCCUGUCAUCGGAGACACCCAUGCAAAAGCUCAUCCGUUACUCCGCACACGUCCACGAAGGCAUGUCAAUGAUGAUUUGGAACGUGGUGCUAGUGGUGGCGGUGCUGGUAGCCACCGCCGUCUACCAAGCAACUCUCACGCCCCCCGCCGCCGUCUUACACAGCACCGAUUCUAAGAUUAUGUUGACCCCAUCUCCAUCUCCAUCUCCAAGCACCAAUAAUGUCCACAAAAAGUACGAGCAUCAUUUCACUCUGUUUGUAACUAUGAACACAUUGGCCUUCAAUCUCGCCUUAGGGGUGAUGCUAUUUGUGCUCCCCUUUGUUCUGUACAGCGUUUUCCUACACUUGGCUCUGUAUUUCAUGUCCGUCAGCUUCCUCAUCAUGCUGCACGUAACCGGGCGGGGAGGAGCACAAGACCACGGCCUCGGUGUUAAUGUAUAUUUCUUUGGGGCUGUUUGGCAUUACCUAUUGUGCACGCUUCUUUAUUGCCUCCUUAAAGACGGUCUUAUGGACUCCGUGGUGGAUCGGGAAGCCGUAUCGCAUGAUGUGCAAGCUUAUUGGGUGUAUGGGCAAGGGCAUGCAAAAUAG
Molecule: messenger RNA, 1476 nt
Organism: Ipomoea nil (Japanese morning glory)
Lineage: Eukaryota; Viridiplantae; Streptophyta; Magnoliopsida; Solanales; Convolvulaceae
Exons: 3
Coding region: 1-1476 (491 amino acids)
Molecular function (GO): protein binding
Source: RefSeq, a predicted model, not a curated record